Molecule: messenger RNA, 604 nt
Organism: Harmonia axyridis
Lineage: Eukaryota; Metazoa; Arthropoda; Insecta; Coleoptera; Coccinellidae
Exons: 4
Coding region: 86-604 (172 amino acids)
Source: RefSeq, a predicted model, not a curated record
AUAGAAGAUAAAUCUGUUAUCUGUCAAAAGGGAUUUUUAGAUUUGUCUGAGAAAUUCAUAAACAUUCCCCUGAUAUUUCAGAUAUAUGUUCAUAGCCACUUUUAUAGUUUCCUUCUUUAUUUUCAGACAAGUCAAAGCCAAUGUUCCAAGCAUACCAGUAAUAUGGAAAGUUGUAGACGGUCCUCUAUCCGGUAUCAACGAUAUAGACAGAGAUGAGCUCCUCUACAACCUGCAAUUUAUGCAAAAUGUAAAAACGAGCAGACAACGAAAAUUCGAGGUCUUUAACAAAAUUAAAGGGAACCGUAGACUCGACGACAUGGACUUUAAGGAUAUCGAAAAACUCGGCGUUUUUGUACAGGGCGUUCCGUCUUACGUCCUGAGAAAGGAACUGGACUGCAAUAAGGUGGAAAUAGUGUCCUUUCUAGGCAAGAUGGGCUUGAGGAGAAAGUUGUUAGAUGCUGUACGACAUAGCGGUAAGACCGACAGUCUACGGUAUUCCCCAGGGUUGGAACAAGAGCGUUGUCAGAACCUUGGGCACCCUCUUGUGCAUGACGCCCAUAAAAGAUCUACUAGGAAUGGACCCUCUGGCUUUCACCGGUGUUAA